Messenger RNA from Brassica rapa (field mustard), 5217 nucleotides. RefSeq names its product putative defensin-like protein 317. Lineage: Eukaryota; Viridiplantae; Streptophyta; Magnoliopsida; Brassicales; Brassicaceae. The record is from RefSeq and is a predicted model, not a curated record.
AUUUUUUUUAUUUUUUUAUUUAUUUUUGUUUGUUUAUUUAAUUUAAACCAAAAAUAUUAGGGACAUUUUACCUUUUAAUGAAUGUCAUUUUUGUGACUUUCUCCUUCUAGUGUUCUUUUUGAAACAUAAACUUCAAAAGGUGCUAUUAUUGACAAUUGCCCUUAUUUAUGUUGAAAUUUCUACAAAAGUGAUGUUGUAUAUUGUAUAGUAAUAUCAACUUAAAUUUAUAACGCAUGAUGAAUGACUACUAGUUUUUACUUUUUUCAGACAUUCUAUUUACAAUAUUCUCUGAUCUUCAAUACUCUUCUUUUUCAAAGUAAUAUGUUUAUUUCUAUUGGGCUUUGUAAUUUAAGGCAUUUUUCGUAAUAAAAACUUCUUAAAAUUUAAACCUGUUGUAGUCAACUAUUUUGAUCAAGAUCUUAUAUAUCUAAACUUGUAAGUACCAAGAUUUUUUUUCUGGUUAUUGAAAAUUAUGUCAUAUGUGUAUAUUAGAUUUUCACCAAAAGCCAAUUAAUUCAUAUACUCUACAGUUAUGGAAUAAGAUAUUGUUUUCUGAUUUUCUUAAACUUAUAGAAACGUAUAUUGCUAGGUCAAAUUACUCAGAAAAAAUAUUGUGAUACUCUACAUCUUAGGUGGUGUUAUUGGUUAUAUAAGUUAAAAUUAACUCUAUUAGAUUUCAAAUAGGUUAGAUUUUUUUUUUUAAUUCAUUUACAAUCUAAGAUACAUGAUUUACUUUAUUUAUUUUAAAUCUUUGUUGAUGUAUUUAUAAAUUCAACAUAAUAUGAUUUGAUUUCUAUAACAGAAUUACAAUUUAUUCAAGGAUUUUAAAUUGAAUUGUAAUUCCAAAGUUUAAAAACUAUAAAAUAUAUGUUCAAGAAAACGAUAUUAUCAUAAGAUCGCCAUUAAUACACAAUGAAAAUGAUGUUUUAUAUUCAUUAUUAUGAGUGAAAAAUGUAAUAUCAUAUAGCAUAUCUGAAGUAAGAUAGGGGAAAAAAUCCCAAUUUGAUGAAUAUAAUAGAAAAUCUGGGUUUAGUCAACAAUGAAAUCAAUUUUCUAGGUUUGAUCAAAUGACUGAUAUAGAUGAAAUAUUCAGAUGCUAAUUUUAUAAACAAAAUGGGAGACACUGACUUCAUAAAAAACUGUUUAUAUAUUUUCUGAAUACAAAGAAUUUGAUUUAUUAAAGUGAGAAAUGUUGCCACUAGAUGAGUACUUUCAUCACGUCAUGUUUCUUUUUUCAUUUGAUUCUUGGUUUUAACUGAAAAUGUUUAUAAAAUUAUGAGGUAUUACGUCAGAUUUUGACUCCUAUAGUUUACACAUAAAUUUGUAUCCAAAUCCAUCGAAAGUAUUUCAAGUCAAAGGAAUUAAUUUUUUUUUAUCAAACAUGAAUAACACCAAAUUUUAAAUCUUGUCUUUGAAUCUUAAAUUGAAUAACAAUAUAUUUUAAAUUCUUUUAAUGAAAAGAUUGUAAAUACAGUAACCAAUGACACAAGAUUAUGAUAAAAGAUUUAAUAUCAAUCAUUGAAUGACACUAGAUUAUAAAACCAAAUGAAUUAACUUUAAAUCUCUACUAACCGAUAACACCCCUUUAGUAUUUUGCUAGGUCAAAUUACUCAACGGAUUUGGCAAGCUAAAAUGGUCAGAGUCAAGAGCUGUAAAAAAAAAAAAAAGGCCAGAGUCAAGAUUUCGUUCUUAUUAAUUAGUGGAGCGAUCAUCGUUUGUAUUUAAUAUAUAUAUAUAACCACCUAUGCAUUGCUUUUCAGUCAAUAUCUACAGCACUUUCUUAUAACAAAAGCAAAAGAUUACAAACAAUAACAUACAACAACAAAAAUAUGAAGAGCUUUUUGGUAGCGUUUCUUCUCGUGCUCGUCAUCUUCUCUGCUGAGAUGGAAGUAGGAAACGCAGGGAUGAUUCCCAUGCCGCCUUUUCCCUCAGGAAAAUGGUGUGGAUAUUCAAUACCAAUGAAACCAUGCGACAACGAUGUUUGUGAUAAAACUUGUAUUAAACAAAACACACAUGGUUGGCGUGAUACUCAUGGCAUGUGCACUGAUAUUCCAAGCCUUAAAGAUUGUUAUUGUUCCCAUAGCUGUUAAAUUCUUCCACAUAAUCGACCAUUUUUGAUGUUUUGAUCGUUACAAUAUAAUAAACACUUCAAAGAUCGUUACCACACAUAUCCGCAUCUAUAUUUUGGCAACUCAACUUUUGGUUAAUCUUCAUAAUUUUGUUCAAAACAGCAGAUUCCUUCUAGUAACAUUUAAUUAGUCUACAAUUUUGAUGAGUACCUAUGUCCGGACACAAAUGUAUACUGGGCUUUAAUAAGCAUAGUAUGUUUGUCUCGAUAUAUCUAUCAAAUUCAAUGAUUCAAUAAUACUAAAUCACAUUUGGGUUUUAUGCAUUGCAUGGCAACCCAAGACUAACCCGAAUCGAUACAGCUUAGUUAACAGUUUCUUCACAUAGAAUUAUUAAACUAAAUUGAAUUCAGAUCGGAACAUUUUCGUACCAAAGAAGUUAGCUACAUAAGAAUUUUAUACUACGAAUUUAAGCUUUUGUUAUAUAUUUCUUCUAACGCAAUUAUAUAAUAUUUUUCUGACUUAUUUUGUUCCAGGGUUCUUUUUUGAGUCUUUGACCUUUUGAGUAUUCGUUUCUCAUUUGUUAAUAGAUUAACAAGACUUUUAAAUACGAUGAAAUUGAAAGUUUGAGUUGAAUCCAGUAUUCUAGAUGAUUUGAUAUUUUCUGAUGUUCAAACUUGAGGAGACUUCGCUAUUAGAUUUGCCUUUGAUAUAUAAAAAUAAUUAUCUUAAAUUUGCAUGUUUUGAAUGUUUAUGGUGGAUGAAACAACGUAAAUAUAUACAGAACUAAUGAAAUUAGAGCAAACCAAGCAUAGUUGGUAGUACAAACAAAGAAUACCAAUAAAAUAAAUAUCUGUCGAUAAUAGACAAGAACAAUCAAUCGUAAUUUUUAGGGUAUCAAUCAAUCCUAUGAUUCUAUAAUAAAAUAUUAAUUAGUUGUACGUUAAAUCAUUCAUAAAUUUAUUGUCAAUACUAAUUAUGUCCAAGCAUAUCAUAUCAAUAACAAUCACCAUUAUUUUUGUUUGUCAGCUAAACGUUAUUAUUCAUGUCUCAAUUUAAAUAAUCGAUGUAUAUAUUACAGAGAUUAGAUGGAUAGUUGGAUCCAUUCAUAUGCCUGGUUAAUUUAAUAUUAUUCGUUAAGCGACAACGAUGCAAAUUUUGUCAGUAUCUUAAUAAAACUAAUUUUGUUUUAUUAGUAGUAUUUUAUUGAGGUUAGGUGUUGUGAACUUGUGAUUACUUUUUGGAUUACCUUUACUUGUGACUUCCGUACGGGCAACCACGGAAUCACCAGCGAAGUAGUCAUAUUAAACAAGGUCCAAUUUAAUAAUUAAAGUUAUUGGCAGUAGAGUUAAUCCAAUAUAGUAAUCUGUAUAAAGAUUUUAAAAGAGAAAAUCAAUACCAAUGAAAAUAAAACUUUAUGAUAAAGUUUAAUGGUGUGAGGAAAAGGCCAAAGGGAUAAGAUUUGUGGUUGGUCUGAUUCAUUAUCACAACCAAGUCUUAUUUGCUUUUUUUCAUUUAAAAGGCUAUGAUGAUCGUGCAUGUCUUUGUAUUCACCCACAUGCACAUGUGUGUUCUUCAUCUAAAACUAUAUGGCCCCCAGGCCCCCAUCGGUCUCUUGUGGUUUAUUAAAUAGAUACUGUGAUUUUUUUGGCCGUUUAAUAGAUGUGAAUUUGUCUCGUUUCCUAAACAAGGUUUACUAGUCUAAUGGUUGAACCGUUGAAGUGAUAUUAAAAUUCACGUAGACUUGUCUCGUUUCCUUCUGAUGUAAACAAGGGUUUACUAGUCUAAUGGUUGUAGAGGAUAUACAAAAUAAUGAUCAAAAUGAAGUUUAGUUAUGAAAACAACUAGAAGCAUAAAAAUUACUCUGAAUAUAUUUAUGGUAUGGCCAUGAAAUUUUGAAGACAAUAAACGUUUUUAUAAGAAUUUUAAUAAAAAUACUUUUAACAAUUUAGGAAUCUAUAACUAUGUAUAUUACUUCUAUAAAAAUUGUGGACUGAGACUAAUGUUUCAACAAGCUUUGUCCAGAUCCAAUCAUGGUCACGGCGUUCAGAAUGUGAUCAAGAGACUUUAUUUACAUGGCACGAUUAAUACCGUUUAUUUCAAGGCAUAAUAACAUGUAGUAUAUGGUCGAAAGGACUUAUAUUAUUGUUGAAAUAUGAUCAUUUAAAGUUUGAAAAAAACUAUAAAGUAAAUCUGAAUUUAGUUAUAAUUAUUGCUCAAUGUACUAUAUAUGAUUUAUAUUUGAGUUGAUAUAUGGUCAAGAGAGAGUGUGAUAACGCAGGCAACUUGACACGUGGACAAACUAGCCAUUGUUGCCUCUUUCGGAACAUCCAGUCGACAAGCUAAUGUAUUGUCUCGCUGUCUCUAAUCCCAGAUUAGGUUUUCAUUUUAACUGUUUCUGUUAAAAGCUUCUUAUGGUAAACAUUAGUACUUAGUUAUGUAGCACUGUUGUUUUAUGGUAGAAGUAGGCUACUCGUUAAGAUAUAGUUGGCAUAGGUUAUAGAUAGCUUUGUAAUUGUUUAAUGGGAGAAGGGGGAUCUCAAUGUUUUCAAAAAGGACCCGAAACUAAACCGAAUAAUUAUAUGAAUCAGGAUUUAAUAUAAUUCACAAUAUAUAUAUUUAUAUAUUUUUAAUCACUGACAAAAAAAUUAAAAAUAAUUAUAGUAAAUAUGAUACAUAAUUUAAAAUAUAUAAAUAUCAAAUAUAAAGCACUGAAAAUAUUAAUUAGUUUUUGUUUAUAUGACUAAUGGAUUUUUUAUAAUUUUAAUAAUUUUAUUCCGGUUCAAUGACUUUAAAUUUAAUCCGGUUAUAUGAUCGAUUUAUAGUUGAAUCUGGUCUAACCAUCGGGUCGUUCUAGUUUUAUAAAUAUGGGGAUGUAUAUACACACACAACAAUAAAUCGUUGCAGCUAGACUUCUAGCUUCCUACGGAGUAGUUUAGACCAUGAACCGUUGCUAGUUGCUACUACUGAGACUUUUAUAACAGUUGACAAAAGAAAAAACAAGAGAGAGAGAGAUAUGAACUGUAGAUAUUUUGUUAUAGUUUACCCUUUGUGGACCACCGUCCCGCAAGAAACGCGUACCGUCUUUGUCUUUCUCUCACGAGGUGGUUGUAUUUCUCUGUAAUAACCAAUCAAAAGAAAGAAAAAAAAA